AUGUAUGCCUUCAAGCUCGAUUUCUUUCUGGCUGCAGCCUGUCUCGCGAGCUCAGUUGUGGCUCAGACAAAACUGAAAAUAAUGCCACUUGGAGAUAGCAUUACGGAAAUCACCUGCUGGAGAACAACAGUAUGGGAUGAUCUUAACGCAGCAGGAGUUGCAGAUAAGAUCCAGUUCGUUGGCUCCAUGACCAACAAUCCUCAAAACUGCAAGGGAAAUUCAACUUGGGAUAUGCAUCACGAGGGUCAUUCUGGCUACCUUGCUAUUGACAUCGCCAAUAAGUACCUGGUAAAUUGGCUUUCCACAACCAAGCCUGACAUUGUUAUGUUCAUGUUGGGUACCAACGAUGUCGCCCAGCAGAACAAAGGCCCUACUGAGAUUUUGGCUGCGUACACGAAGAUGGUGGGGCAGAUGAGGGCAGUCACCCCAAAAGUCAAGAUCAUUGUCGACCUUGUCAUCCCAAUUAGCUUCGGUUCCUCCAACACGGGCAUCACGGCUUUGAACCAAGCCAUUCCCGCAUGGGUAAAAUCCACGACAACGGUAGAUUCCCCUAUUGUCAUUGCGGAUUGCGCCACAGGUUUCCCGACAUCUGACCUGAGAGAUGGUGUUCAUCCCAAUGCUGCCGGUGAUGCCAUUAUUUCCUCGCGCAUCUUCCCAGUCCUGCUCAAGGUUAUUCAAGAGAGUCUGGGAACUGCAACCACACCUAUUGCAUUUACCGCAUAG
This is a messenger RNA of Venustampulla echinocandica, 723 nucleotides long. RefSeq lists its product as uncharacterized. The transcript is spliced from 3 exons. The record is from RefSeq and is a predicted model, not a curated record. Gene Ontology annotation, molecular function: phosphatidylcholine lysophospholipase A1 activity. Lineage: Eukaryota; Fungi; Ascomycota; Leotiomycetes; Helotiales; Pleuroascaceae. The coding region runs from base 1 to 723 and encodes 240 amino acids.